Messenger RNA from Parnassius apollo (apollo), 1122 nucleotides. The record is from the annotation of a GenBank genome assembly. NCBI's taxonomy places the organism in Eukaryota, Metazoa, Arthropoda, Insecta, Lepidoptera, Papilionidae.
AUGGAAUCAAUGGAGGAAGAACAAUGUUUACAUCAAUGUGAAAGUUAUAUUCAAAGUCACAAUGUUCAGUUAUUGUUAAAAGAUUGUAUCGUACAACUGUGUUUAAAUAAGCCUGAAAACCCUGUUACGUUUUUGCGACAGUAUUUUCAAAAGUUGGAGAGAGAACAAGUAAAGGCUGCUGCGGCAGCUGCAGCUACAUCAGAGGGCGAAGGCGAUGGUGAGCUGUCGCCGCUACCACUGCCCGGCGGCCAGCUACCACGUCGACGCGGUGGCAUCAGUGCUGAGCCUGUCACUGAGGAGGAUGCAACCAGCUAUGUUAAAAAGGUUGUGCCGAAAGACUACAAAACAAUGGGAGCGCUGUCGCGCGCAAUUGCUUCCAACGUGCUAUUUACUCAUUUAGACGAGUCGGAGCGGGCAGACAUGUUCGACGCCAUGUUUCCAGUGCAGUGUCUGCAAGGCGAGACUGUUAUUCGUCAGGGUGACGAAGGCGAUAAUUUCUACAUCGUCGACUCUGGAGAAGUUGAGGUGUUAGUGAACGGUGAAGUGGUGACCACAAUAAGCGAAGGGGGCAGCUUCGGCGAGCUAGCAUUGAUAUACGGCACUCCGCGUGCCGCUACCGUGCGCGCGCGUUCGCAGCUCAAGCUGUGGGGACUAGAUCGCGACUCUUACCGCCGCAUACUCAUGGGCUCCACUAUACGAAAACGACGCAUGUAUGACGAGUUCCUAUCGAGGGUAUCCAUACUAGAAAGCUUGGAGAAAUGGGAACGCUUAACAGUCGCGGAUGCUUUAGAGCCUGUGUCCUUCAACGACGGAGAAAUAAUUGUGCGUCAAGGAGAGCCGGGGAAUGAUUUUUACAUUAUUGUCGAAGGAACAGCGGUGGUGCUGCAGCAGCGCGGGGCGGGUGGCGAGGCGGUGGAGGUGGGGCGGCUGGGCCCGUCCGAUUACUUCGGCGAGAUCGCGCUGCUGCUGGACCGACCGCGCGCCGCCACCGUGCGCGCCGCCGGUCCGCUCAAGUGCGUCAAGCUCGACCGCGCCAGGUUCGAGAGAGUGUUGGGACUUUGUGCUGAUAUUUUGAAACGCAAUAUAGCUCAAUACAACAGCUUCGUGUCACUGUCCGUCUAG